Messenger RNA from Triplophysa dalaica, 1424 nucleotides. It is a transcript of the gene cotl1, whose product is annotated as coactosin-like F-actin binding protein 1. Gene Ontology annotation, biological process: regulation of actin filament polymerization. Gene Ontology annotation, cellular component: actin filament; cortical actin cytoskeleton; site of polarized growth. The transcript has 4 exons. Bases 215 to 643 code for a protein of 142 amino acids. NCBI's taxonomy places the organism in Eukaryota, Metazoa, Chordata, Actinopteri, Cypriniformes, Nemacheilidae. Gene Ontology annotation, molecular function: actin filament binding. The record is from RefSeq and is a predicted model, not a curated record.
ACACUAACGCCCAUUAAGUGGCAAUAGGAAAUGAAUCGAGUCGUGAAAUUAGUUGUCUCUCUGUACCACUGAGAGAAGAGACUCCCCCGCCACACCAGCAGCUCCUCCGCCUCUAUCCGCAUCCCUUCUGUCACACUUUGGGAUUUCAACUCUUUGCGUUUUCUCUCAAUCCGCUAGCUUUUAGAUUUAUUGUCUAUCCCUUUGCAUCGUCGAAAUGGCAACGCGAAUCGACAAAGAGGCUUGCAGGGACGCGUACAAUCUAGUGCGAGACGACAACUCCGAUAUAAGCUGGGCUGCUUUUAAGUAUGACGGAUCCACCAUUGUACCUGCUGGUCACGGGCCCGACUACGAAGAAUUUAAGAGUCUGUGUACAGAUGACGAUCGUCUCUUUGGUUUCGUGAGGAUCACGACUGGUGAUGCCAUGAGCAAGCGGGUCAAGUUCACCCUCAUCACCUGGAUCGGUGAGAACAUCAGUGGACUACAGAGAGCCAAGAUUAGCACUGACAAGACACUGGUCAAAGACAUCGUUCAGAACUUUGCCAAGGAGUUUAUGAUCAGUGAUCCGCGGGAGCUGGAGGAAGACUACCUUCGCAAUGAGCUGAAGAAAGCUGGCGGAGCCAACUACGAUGCCCAAGCCGAAUAGAACUUGGGGUUUCCACGGGGCUGGGGCAUCCAAACUGGAUGAGAAGGAAGAGGAAAACGUCAUCUCAUACAUGCAUCCACACACAAACGCAGACACGCACACAUCAACACAGAUUUACAUACCUCAUCCAUCUCACCAGUCUGGUCAUGGUUGAUUUAUCUACUGUACUGUGCAUCAUCUCACUUUGUCUUGUGCUAUGAGAUUGUCUUUUUCUUCAGGGGCAUUUUUGUAACCAAUUUGAUGUUUUGAGGAUGCUCCCUUGGCUCAGCGUUGUCAUCACUGUGAUACGCUUCUAUUCAAUAACAUUCUCGGUGAAAGAAAUGGAGAGCAUACGAGACCAACGUGGUUAAUUUAGGGUUUUUUAUGAAUCUUCAUCUCUCUGCUGACUCCUCUAAUACAGACCACUGUGUAUACUGUCUUAAUCUCCCAUGGAGAGAGAGACAUCAUGGAAUGUGUGCAUUUGUAUGUAUGUGUGUUUGCAGACACUCCACUGUGACUGGCUUUCAUGCAGGGGGUAAACGAACUUAUAACCACUGUUAUAAUCACUGUUUCGCUGUCUCUCCACCCAAUCAAGGAGCAGCCAUUUCUCUAGUGUAGCCUUUUUGGAGUUUAAUUUGAAAUAAAAUUCCCCAAAUGUCUUUUUUUUUUAAAUAUGUUAUGUUUAGUUACGGAAAAUAACAUGUGGAUCUUACUUUGGAUUGAAAUGCCUCCCAAGAGCCAAGAAAAGAAAUACGAUGGUCACAAAAGCAAUCAUUUCAGAAUAAAAUUGUUGUUUUUCCAA